AUUGUCAUAUGACCAUUAUCGAAAGCACAUGGUCUCGUUUUACCGUAGCAACCCCCGUCCGACAACAUGUAAUUUGCUGAGACACAAUAGUGUUUGUGUGUUGAUAUGCAAAUCUUUGUAAGCACGCGAAGUUUACUUUGGAAAAAGUCUAGUUAAAAACGAUUCAUGGUUAGGCAUGUUUUCGAACAAGUUGCCUGACACGAAGAGUCGUAUAUUUGGCAGUAGUAAUGAAUCGUCUAGUUUGUAUGCAAGGUUGAGUGAGGUAACGGCUUCUCUAACAAGAAACAAGCAAGUAGAUCUCUCUGAAAGUAAUGGCCUGCCACCAUUGAGAGGAAAGAUGCCCAGUUCCAGACAGAAGAGCAACACGCUACCUCACCUAGGCCACGGACCCCAAGUUCAACAACUCUAUGAUGAUGACCAACGACACCACGCUAAGCUUAAAGAGGAUAUCUUGCCAAAGGUUCAAACUCAAGGAGAUCCAGGAAAGGACAAGAAGUCGCACUCCCGUAACUCCUCUCCCUCCCCUCACAAGAGACUUGGGUCAGCUGCGUCCAGCCACAAGAGCACCAAGUUAACCUACAUGAGUCCAGAACAAGCCAUGAAGCACUACAUGCACAAACUGUCCGCCUACGAGCACCACGAGAUCUUCAACUACCCUCAGAUUUACUUCCUUGGGCCCAGUUCUAAAAAGAGACAGGGUGUCAUUGGAGGUCCCCAGAACUGCGGAUAUGACGACGAUGCUGGACAAUACAAUUACGUGCCUCACGAUCAUAUCGCGUACCGAUACGAAGUGUUAAAAGUUAUCGGCAAAGGCAGUUUCGGCCAGGUCGUCAAGGCAUACGAUCACAAGACGCAUGCUCACAUUGCUCUCAAAAUGGUUCGUAACGAGAAACGCUUCCAUCGUCAGGCCCAGGAAGAGAUCAGAAUCUUAGAGCAUCUGUGUAAGCAGGACAAGGACAAUGUGCAUAAUAUUGUGCAUAUGGUGGAAACAUUCACUUUCAGGAACCACAUAUGUAUUACCUUCGAACUUCUAUCCAUGAACUUGUACGAACUUAUCAAGAAAAACAAGUUCCAAGGAUUCAGUCUGGCUUUGGUCAGGAAGUUUGCUCACUCGAUCUUACAGUGUUUGGAAGUUCUCCAUCGAAACAGAAUAAUUCACUGUGAUUUAAAACCAGAGAACAUUCUGCUGAAACAGCAGGGUCGAAGUGGGAUUAAAGUUAUAGACUUUGGAUCAUCUUGUUAUGAACACCAGCGGAUAUACACGUACAUCCAAUCUCGUUUCUACAGAGCACCAGAGGUGAUAUUGGGAGCUAAGUAUGGCAUGCCAAUAGAUAUGUGGAGCUUUGGCUGUAUACUCUGUGAGUUAUUAACGGGUUAUCCUCUUUUGCCUGGUGAAGAUGAGGGUGAUCAAUUGGCGUGUAUCAUAGAGCUUAUUGGCAUGCCUCCUCAGCGGCUUCUCGAUCUUUCCAAGCGUUCUAAGAAUUUCUUUAACUCUAAAGGUCAGCCACGGUACUGUACAAGUGGUGAUGGAACUCUGACCACUGGACGGUCUCGUAGAGGCAAACCUAGAGGCCUCCCUGGCACGAGAGAUCUUACUGCAGCCUUGAAAUGUAACGAUCCUCUGUUUCUGGACUUUAUAAACAGAUGUCUAGAAUGGGAUCCCUCACAGCGCCUCACUCCAUCUGCCGCACUGCGUCAUAGCUGGUUGCGCCGCAGGCUCCCACGUGCACCACCCCAGACAGAAGCCCAGGGCACAUCAGCUGAAAAAACAGCAGAGAAGCUACCUCCAGCCCCAAAACACCCGUCUUCUGGAAAGAGUCACAAAGUCAAAUCGUCCUUGGUGGAAUCACCACCUCAGCAGUCAACUAACACUGGUGGUAUCAGCCAGAAACCCAGGACAGUCUUGCCUAAAAUCGUGGGAUAGCGUCCCACUGAACCACGAUAUUGAGUGUCUUAUUGAAUACAGAUACAAGUUCGUCAGAUUUUGGGCACAAAAUCGCCUCAAUCAGUAUGCUUUAUACCGUACAAAUAUUUGAACAUUGAUUUGUAUGCUUCGAUUUCACUGCUUUAUACUCGUAAGAAAGAGACUGGACACAUUUGAACUUGUGGAUGUGUAUGCGGUAUACACGAUUUGAUUUAAUCUGUUUUCCAUAAUGUGGUUUUGUGUGUAAAAAGUGUACAUAGUAAAUAGUUGGUAUAAACUUAAAGUAUUUAAGGUGUACACGUUUGUAUUUGAUGCAGUGGUCGCUAGAACUAUAAAAUUAAUUUAUAUGAUAAGAAUUGUCUAGAUGAGAAUUAAUUAGAUCUAGUUGAAAGAAGUAAAAAACUCAAAUCAUCCAUGUUGUUUUAAAGAUUGGGAAUACAAGAUGAGGGACGCUAUGAACUGAAUUAGGACGUUAAAAUCUAAUAAAUCUAUUGAUUGUAGUGAAUUAUAACACCUGCCUCUUCUUUGUAUUCCCAAUUUUUAGGUACAGACAGAAGGUACGAUCAUGUUUUAAUGAUCCGCAACCAGUCCAAUUCUUUCUAACAUAUUUUGUACAUAGAAGAUGGUAACCGAGUUUAAGAUACAAAUUUUUAGUGCUCGAAUAACGACCGAAAGGAUCUAUCUUGAUGGCUUUUGUUCUUUUGAAGGCUGUUAUCAAAUAUUGAGUUGAGUGUCAUUUAGUUCUUUUAAGUUCUGUUAACAAGCCGUUUUCAAUUUCAUUUGAUUUUAGAAGCGUUCAUUUCGAUCGAGGAACAAAGUAAUAGAGCGUAGAUUUAUUUUCCUAACGAAUUGCUUAGAUUCCUUAAAAUUGUAUAGUAUUUGAUUUUCGUGAUGUGAGAAAAUGCUGGAUAUCUUUUCAUUCUCUCCACAUCAAUAGGUAGAUCGUGCUAGCACUCUAUUGUUAGAAUUUAUACCACCUUGCAUUACAAACUUAGCGAAAGGCAACUUUUCGUUAGGGGUUGGGGGAGUAAAUACAUAGAUUUUAUUAGAAAAUUAUUUAACGGCACACUGGUAAUUUUUAAAUAUCAGUUUUAAUUUGUUUCAUUUCUUUACAUGUAA
Messenger RNA from Bolinopsis microptera, 3043 nucleotides. Its product is annotated as dual specificity tyrosine-phosphorylation-regulated kinase 2-like. The record is from RefSeq and is a predicted model, not a curated record. Gene Ontology annotation, cellular component: nucleus; cytoskeleton; cytoplasm. The transcript has 2 exons. Gene Ontology annotation, molecular function: ATP binding; protein serine/threonine/tyrosine kinase activity; protein serine/threonine kinase activity. Gene Ontology annotation, biological process: peptidyl-threonine phosphorylation; peptidyl-serine phosphorylation. The coding region runs from base 176 to 1924 and encodes 582 amino acids. Lineage: Eukaryota; Metazoa; Ctenophora; Tentaculata; Lobata; Bolinopsidae.